AUGUCGAACCGUUACCGCAAAGUGGUCAUACCCAGAUACGGCGAUGCCUCGGUCCUCGAGAUCGUUGAAGACACAUUAGCAGCCCCAGCUAGCAGACAUGUCCAAGUCGCCCCAAUUCACGCUGGUUUCUCCGGCGCCGACGUUCACAUGAGGCGCGGUGUCUACCCCUCGCAGCAGAAGCCUCCCUUGACCCCAGGCUACUGUCUCGUUGGCACUGUCAAAGCCAACGGCACCAACAGCAAUAUCUUCAAACCUGGCGACAUUGUAGCAUGCUUGACCAAGUAUGAUGCGCAGGCUGAACUUGUCAAUUUGCCCGAGAAGCACCUUAUUCCUGUGCCUGCAGGCCUGGACCUGCAGCAGGUGACUGCGCUUGUCCUCGACUGGUCCACGGCGUACGCCAUGGUUCACCAAGUCGCCAAGGUGAAGAGUGGACAGAAAGUCUUCGUCCACGGCGUUAGUGGAUCUGUGGGCUAUGCCACCAUGAAACUAGCACAGUUGCGUGGGGCCAAGGUGUACGGCACGGCAUCGGAACGAAAUCACGCUGCUAUCCGAGAACAGGGAGGAGUCCCAUUCGUCUACACCGAUAAGAAUUGGAUCAAAGUGAUGAAAGACGGUGGUGGUGUUGACGCCGCUUUUGAUUCCAUCGGUUUCGACAGCUUUGAGGAGUCCUAUGAUAUACUCAACGACCACGGCAUAGUUGUUGGCUUCGGUGCCAAUCAGCUGUCUCUCACCGGCGAGGCUCCCAUCUCAGCUAUCUGGCCUACAGUCAAGUUUCUGCUCAAGGGAAGAGUCCCAUGGCGGAGCAAGCGAACAUACUUUUACCGCAUCGAUCGCGAUCAGCCGGAGUACAGGCCUAACAUGAAUACUCUUCUUGAUCUGCUCGGAAAGGGCGAGAUUCAUGUGCCCAUCAGGAAGGUCUGGGACUUGGACGAUAUCCAAGAAGCUCACGGUCAGUGGCACAGCGGAUCCGGAGUUGGUGCAGUUAUCGUCAACAUCAGGUCCGGUGCUGCAUAG
Messenger RNA from Fusarium proliferatum ET1, 1014 nucleotides. RefSeq lists its product as uncharacterized. The record is from RefSeq and is a predicted model, not a curated record. Lineage: Eukaryota; Fungi; Ascomycota; Sordariomycetes; Hypocreales; Nectriaceae. Gene Ontology annotation, cellular component: mitochondrion. Bases 1 to 1014 code for a protein of 337 amino acids. Gene Ontology annotation, molecular function: oxidoreductase activity. The transcript has a single exon.